Saccharomycopsis crataegensis is the source of this 6978-nucleotide messenger RNA. RefSeq lists its product as uncharacterized. The transcript has a single exon. Bases 1 to 6978 code for a protein of 2325 amino acids. NCBI's taxonomy places the organism in Eukaryota, Fungi, Ascomycota, Saccharomycetes, Ascoideales, Saccharomycopsidaceae. The record is from RefSeq and is a predicted model, not a curated record.
AUGCCCGGAGGAAAUAAGGUCAAUUCGGAAAACAGUGAAUGCAAAGAUGAUGCUCUCCUUGAUUGGAUGGUUUCGUUGAAACUCAGGGCCAAAAAUAUUCUACAGGAACAGAAAGAUUUGGAAAACAAUUUUGAAUGCGAAUUGGAUGAAGAGAAGCGAAUGAUUGAAUUGAAACAAAAAUCUGAUGAGGAAUUGUUGAGAUUCAGAAAUUUUAAAAAAUUGGGAACUUUUUUCAAUGAAUUGAGCUCUCUGAAUGAGGAAAAUUUGUUAACUGUGCAGAAGUUUUCAGAUGCCCAAAAUAGUGAGUCUGUAAGUGAAACCCCAUCAGAGGAAGAGCAGUCGAUAGAAAACCACGAAGUAGAAUCAGCAAAUGAUGAGCAAGACUCAGAAGAAAAGUCUGCCGAGGAGGAUGCAGUCGAUGAUAUCGAGGAACAAUACCAAAGCUCGAAGAGUGAUAAUCAUUCGAUAGAGAAUGAAAAUGAAGCUUACUUGGACCAAAGCGUGGAUGCUGAAGAUCAAGAAAACAAUGGUGAGGCACCUCUAAACUGGGGUAUGAAUGUUGUUGAAAGUGAAGAUGAUAAUUCUGAACACGAUGAAGAAAAUGCCGAAAUAGAAAAUGAAUAUGAUGAUGAACCAGAGUUGGAUGAAAAUAGUAUCGAAGAGGAACAAGACGUUGUUAUUAUUUCAUUGUCCGAUGAUGACGAGCAAAAUAAUAGUCUGAACCAACCUUUGAGGCUAAGAGAUCGCUCUUUGAACCCGUAUGAAUCGGUAAGGAAUCCAUUAAGUCAGCAAGACGAGGAAGAAGAAGAAGAAAAUGAUGACGAUGAAUACUAUCAAGAGUAUGAUACUGGAUAUGAUCAACCAGACGAAGAUGAAGAAGAGUACGAAGGUCAAAAUCCAGAACAAGAGCAACAGAACGAGCUUGGCAGUCAAUCGUACAAUACAACAUACGGAACCUCGUAUCAGGACCAAUUCUAUACCGCCCAGGAUUUCUCAACAUAUGAUGACAACUCAGGGAACACUCGGAUACUCCAAGAUGUUAUAAAUAUUGAUGAACUGGAUAGAGAGGAAAACAUGCCUACUGAGAAAUAUAGCGAAAAAUCGGAUGAAGACAGAAGAGGAGAAGAUGAAUAUCCAGAAGAACAGGAUAUUAAAGAAAGUGACAUGAGACAAGAAGAGUAUUCAGAUUACAAUGAUUAUGAUGAUAAUCAAAUAUUAGCCCAAGCAAUAUUAGCGAGUCGCUCAAAAGAUAUCAAGAGCCCUUCAGAUGAUUCUCAGGGCCAAUGGAUGAAUUCUACAGAGGUUAUACUGGACGAAGCUGACCCAAAUUAUCAAAAUGAUAAUCCAUUGCUCGAAGAUUUUUAUCAAGAAGAUCAAGAAAUGGUAAUCAACAGUGAGAAAGAACAGGAAGAGGCAGAAUGUCAUACAUACGAUAGAUCGAUUGAUUCACAACCUGUCAAUGUAAUAAAUCAAGACCAAAACAAAGAUACAGAAGCCCUUCAAGGCACUGAAAUUCUCAAUGAUUCCGAUAUCCAAUAUUCUGAUUCCGAAGCCGAAAAUGAAGAAGGGAAUCAAGGAUUGCUGUCAACUCCACCGCCUAGCGCAUUUGGUAGAAUUGAUCCCUUUUCUUUCAGUACAGAAGUACUCGCUGGCGCCUCACAAAACCUUGAAGUAAAAAUUGAUAAUAAACAUGAACAAGAAAUUUUUCUCAUUGGUAUAAAUGAUAAUACUGAUUCUUUGAUGUCAGAAAAGGAAACAACCGAUGGCAUUGAGUCACUUGGACAAGAAUCUCCUAAAGAGAAUGACGAUGAGAGUGAAGUUAUUGAACAAAAUAUAGAAGAUGACCUGAAUUCACCUGAGCAUUCAGAUGAUAAUAGUAUUACGUUUGCUCAAAGUAAUGAGAUCGACAAUAAUCCAGAUAAAGGUGCUGAAAGUGAAGAAAUGGAUAACUAUUCUGAGAUACAACAAAUGGAAAACAUGGAUAAUGCAGAGGCUACCGGAACAACAAAAAGCAUCAAUGAAGAACAAGAACGAGAAGAAGAAGAAGAAGAAGAAGAAGAAGAAGAAGAAGAAGAAGAAGAAGAAGAAGAAGAAGAAGAAGAAGAAGAAGAAGAAGAAGAAGAAGAAGAAGAAGAAGAAGAAGAAGAAGAAGAAGAAGAACAAAAGGAGCAAGAAUCAGUUCUGGAGAAUAUUGGAUUCACGUUAAUGGAGGAACCCGAGGAGCCCCAACCUGAGAUCGAGGAGCCUCAAUCACCAUACACUCAGCCAAUAGAAAACACUUCUGGAAUUACUUUUGUCGAGGAAGAUUUUGAAAUACAAGAGCCAAUCAUUGAGGAGGAAAUUGUAGCUGAAUCUGUGACAAUAAUAAUGAGUGCAAACAUGGAAGCAGUUGAAGUGUCUUCAAGUGAAGAUGAAUUAUCUGAGCCAAUAGAUGUCGAGCCAUUGAUCGAAGAGCAAACUUCUCCAGUCCUUGAGCCGGUGAUUUUGACCGAGUUCAAUGAGAAUAUAAUUGAAGAAAUGGCAACCCCAAUUAUUGAGGAAAGAGAGCUUGAACCAUUGCCAAUACUUCAGAAUUUGACAUCGACCAUUCAAGUUGAAGAUGUAUCAGAUUUACUAACAACUGAAAUGGACACUGCCACUGUAAAAGCCACAGAGCCUGUGUUAGAAUGGAACUCCGCAAUUUCUAAUGAUGGAGACCUCAAAAUUUUUGAAAAGAGAGUUGAAAUUCUGGUUUCGUAUCCGCAAUCUGACUCUGAAAUGAUUUCGCAAGAAUUGCUGGACGAGAUGGAACAGAUCGACAAGGAAAUAGAGGACUCAUUCAAAGAACUCAACGGUGAAGAGAAAAAUACUCCAACAAGUAUAACGCAUGAAAUUUAUCAAGAUGAUCAAGGAGAAGAUGUGGCCAUAAGUGAGAAUACUGCAACUCAAACCAGUGAAAAGGAAUCAAUUGAGAAGCAGGAUAUUGUUACUGACCAUGAUAAUGAAAUGGAUGCCUCGGUUGUACAAUAUAUUUCUGAUCCAGAAAUCGUGCCAGUUCAGGUCUCUGAAAAUGAGAACAUUUUAACAGAUCACGUGGACAUUGAUGAAGAUGAAAAUGAUGCCAAUAAUAUAAAUGGGGACAUGGACAAUGAUUCCAAUGGUGAUAAUAGUAGCGGCACAGAUAAAACAAUUGAAAUUAUUAGUGGUGAAGGUAGCAGUAGCUUGGAACUGAAUGAAAAUAAGCAAGAAAGAAUAUUACAGAAAGAGCCUAGAGAUUUAGAGGAACAGACCAAUGUUGAAGAUGAGGUACAGGAAAUUCCUGAGAAAGAUAACCAGGAAAUUCAAGAUAAGGUUAUCGAAAUUCCCGUUGAUGGUGAUUCUACUCAGCUUAGUGAGCUUGUUGAUGUUAAUGUUGAUACUGAGGAAGCGGAUAAUAUCAAAGUUGAGCACAUCAAUGAACUUAAUGAUACCCUUGAGGGUGAUACAGUUGAAAGCGAUGUUAAUUCUGGCCGUAAACGUAAACUUGAAGAAGCUGAGCUUCCAGAAGAUGAGCCAAAAACAUCUUACAAGAGGUUCAAAUCUUUUUUACAAAGUUUCAAUUUCUGGGGAUCUAAUAAUGAAGAUCAAGCUUCACCUAAUGAUAAUACAAAAAGUGAAGAGAACAUUGAACCAAAAAUUCAAGGAACGGAGGUUCCUUCCAACGAACUGACUGAAGAUACUGAUGGGGAUAGUGAGAUUGAAGAACUUUCCCCAAUUGCGGUUUUAACGAGCAAUGCAGAAGCUCAAGAAGAUGAAGAGCAAAAGACCCUUCAAGAAGUUGAGCAGCUCUCAAAACCAGCAAAAAAUGAAUCAAAAGAGGAUGUUGGUGAAUCAAGUUCAAUCGUGGAAAAUACUGUUGAAGAAGGACAUAUUCAUGAAGAUAACGCUGCCGAAUCAGAUGUUAAUGUAGAAACUUUCCUGGAAGAUAAAGGCGCUUUAAAAAAUGAAGAGGAAGAUUCGACAUCCAAAAUUGAUGCUCCUGAUAGCCCUUCAAAAACUACCGAAGAUACAAGUGAAGCUGAUUCUCUGGUUGUUAAGCACGAGAGCAUUGAAAAUCAAGAUGAAAAGGAUCUCUCUUUACUUAAAAAUGAAAUUUCUGAAAGUAAUGAUGAAGUUGAAGCAGCUCAUGAUAAUCUAAGCAUCAGCUAUGCGAAUGAAGAAAAUCAACAAGAAAUGUUCCUGAAGUUAACUAGAGCAAAAGGCGCAAUCAGAAAAGCAUUGAAAUCGUUUGUAUUUUCUUCGAGUCUCGACUCAGUCGAAAGUAUUAAUGAAAUAUUUGAGAAUGAACCAGAAAAAGCAGCCGAAGAUAUUGAGGAAGGAGACCAGCAAAAUCAUGCCGAAAUUGCCGAAAAUAAAUUUUCUGAAGAAACUAAGACAUCAAAGGAUGAAUCUGAUGAUGAGGAUGUUGAAAUGACAGAAAGUACAAAUGAUGAAGGAUCACGCAGUGAUUCUGGAGACAUCAUUGAAGUUGAAGAACCGAUCCCUGCAGUAGACAAUGGUGCAAAAGAAAAUGAAACCGUGCAAGAUAAUUCAUCGCGGGAGGAACUUGUUUCAAACGAAAAGCUCCCUGUUGAAAAACAAUCUGAAAACGAACUAGAAGUAUCUAAUGAGGUUCCAGGCUUGGGUGCUAGUGAUGUUAAAAGCUUUGGAGAGACCGUGAAUGAUAAGCAAGAUGAAUUGAAAUUAAGCAUUGAUAACCUGAAUGAUGUGGAUAACAACACAACUGGGCCAGCCAGACCAUUGAGUUUUAUAUUUAAGUGGCUCCCAAGAAGAACCAUUGAGUCUAAUAUUGAGAGCUUUAAUUCUCUUAUGGAAGAUGUCCCAAACCCAAUUUUACAACCUGGUGCAAAUGCUUCGACUGCUCAGCGCAAUAAUAACUUGGAUGGUGUGAGGGCUCAAGAGAGUGAGUAUUCAAAUACUUCUUUUGAAAAGAAGCAGGAUAAUUCAACAAAUAUAGCAAUUGCUGAUCUGGCUGAAAAGUCAACUAUUAAUAACAAUGAGGAAUCUGUUGGGGCUUCUAGUGAUGAGGUGAAUGAAGCAAUUGAAUACGAAUCCCGAGAGAUUUUCCAAAAGCCUUUAGAGGAGUCGCCACAAGUCGGAAUUGAGAUUGAGAAAGAACAGCAAACAAAUAAUGGGAGUGUCGAAUUUGCUACUGAGUCUGUUCCUAUUGCAUCGGAGAACGGCUUGUUAGAAAACAGUAAAGAAACCGAAAAGGAAGAAUUCAUCAAUCAGUCUGAGGAUGCAGGAAACCUAAAAGAUGAAGAAAACUUGAGCAACCACAAAAUUGAAGAUGCUGCUAUGUAUGAUAUUAAUGAUGAUAAGAAUUUAACUGAUGUUGAGAUUGAAGAACCCCAGGAUCUUAAACUUGAAGAGACUGAUGAGCAGAUGGUUGCUGAGGAAAUCUUACCGGCCAGUGAAAUGUUAGCUGAUAAUAUUGGAGAGGAACCCCAACAAGUCGAAGAGGAAAUCCAAGAAGAAAUCCAAGAGGGAAUCCAAGAGGGAAUCCAAGAAGAAAUCCAGGAGGGAAUUCAAGAAGAAAUCCAGGAGGGAAUUCAAGAAGAAAUUCCAAAGGAGGUUGAACAGGGGGUUGAACAAAAAGUUGAACAUGAGGAUAAACAGGAAAUGUCACAACAAAUGCAACAGGAAGUACAACAGGAAGUACAAAUAGAACAGGAAGUGGAACAAGAAGCACAAGAAGAAGUUGAACAAGAAGCACAAGAAGAAGUUGAACAAGAAGCACAAGAAGAGGUGGAAGAAGAAGUAGAACAGGAAUCUCUAGAAGAAGCUGUACCGGAGUCACCAAAGGGUGAAACUUCACCGUCAAAAACAGUUAGUCCUGGUACUCCCCCAACAUUGAGACGUUCUAGUAGAUUGCAACAAGAAAGUUCUCCAAAGAAGUCAAUGGUUCCUGAUACUCCAACAUUGAGACGUUCUAGUAGAUUGCAACAAGAAAACUCUCCAUCAAAACCAUUCAUUCCCGAUACAUCAACUUUAAGACGCUCAGGAAGGUUGAGCGUCCGGAGCAACGACCCAAAUGAAACUUUGCAACCUAUUGCUGAGACGUCCCCCAAAAAAAGGGGCGGCCUUAGCAAAUCACCGGCAAAAAUCAGUAGAAGCAAAUCACCAAGCAAAAGAGUCUCAAAACCGAAAAGUACUCAACGCUCUCCAUCUAAAAUUGAAAAACCAGAUGUGAUCCAUAUGAGAAUGAGGGAUGGGAAAAUCCUUGGUGAGUCAAAACUCGAGGCCUAUAUGGAAGAUAAGAUUGAGCAUCAAUUGAUGGAUGAUAUUGUUAGUGGGAAAGUUGAGGCUCCUACUUCUGUCAGAGGUCUUCUUGCUGAUUUCCAGAAGAUCGAAAAUGAAGGCAAAAAACGCGAUCAACGAAGACGAACGAAAGAAAAGGAACUGGAAACUGAUGAACAAGCUGAAUUAUUCUCACAGGGUAAGAAUGAUCUCCUAAAAGAAGAGAGAGAGGAAACCAUUGGAAAAAUGGAAGAUCAAGGAAAAGAUGAUGAUAGAAAAACAGUUGAAGUGGAUGAAAAAAUGGUCAAAGACGAAGCAGAAGUAAAAGCAGAAGAGGAAACAGAAGUAAAAGAGGAAGAGGAAACAGAAGUAAAAGAGGGGAAAAAUGAAGACGAAAUGGAGCAAGAUAAGCCGGAAGAAGAAGAAAAGAGUAGAGGUGGAAGUAAAAAGAUGUUUAAGGAACAAGCGCAGAAGAAGGCAAAAACAAUGGAGAGACCAAAAAAGAUUCACGGAAAAAAGAAAACAAAGAAACCAAAACAAGAGCCUGAAUCUGCAGAUGGUACCACCACCAAGAGGCAAAAUAAGAAAAAGAAGGUUGCCAGAAAUGAAUCGAAAAAAAUCAAGAAGAGAAGAAAUUUGGUUCUGAAACGAGAUACACCAAAAGCUUCAAAGCAAGAUCCUACUCCUUUAAGAAGAUCUACCAGGUUUAAAAAAGCUUAA